This is a messenger RNA of Musa acuminata subsp. malaccensis (wild Malaysian banana), 442 nucleotides long. RefSeq names its product large ribosomal subunit protein eL39. Gene Ontology annotation, biological process: translation. NCBI's taxonomy places the organism in Eukaryota, Viridiplantae, Streptophyta, Magnoliopsida, Zingiberales, Musaceae. The record is from RefSeq and is a predicted model, not a curated record. Gene Ontology annotation, cellular component: ribosome; cytosolic large ribosomal subunit. Gene Ontology annotation, molecular function: structural constituent of ribosome.
GGAUAAAAAGGCGACCCUUUUCGUGUUCGCACUUGUCGCUAGGGUUUCCGCCGCUGCCAUCGACCAGAAGACCGGCGGGCUAAGAUGCCGUCGCACAAGACGUUCCGGAUCAAGAAGAAGUUGGCGAAGAAGAUGCGCCAGAACCGCCCCAUCCCCCACUGGAUCCGUAUGCGGACCGAUAACACUAUCAGGUACAACGCCAAGCGCAGGCACUGGCGUCGCACUAAGCUAGGGUUUUGAAGACGCCUUGGGUGUCCUUACUUGCCUUUUCUAGACAUUAGGGUUCUUUCUUAUCUACUUUGGCUGGAAAGACGUGUCCUUGUCAUGAUCCAUGAUCUGAUUCCGCUCUGCUGAGCUAGAUUUGGAUGGUUGUUUUCUCAAUUGCUCAACUUUAUCUAUUGGCAUGAUGUUAUUUCAAUGAAGUUCAUUUUUCGAGGGUAAA